Neohortaea acidophila is the source of this 441-nucleotide messenger RNA. RefSeq lists its product as uncharacterized. Bases 1 to 441 code for a protein of 146 amino acids. Lineage: Eukaryota; Fungi; Ascomycota; Dothideomycetes; Mycosphaerellales; Teratosphaeriaceae. Gene Ontology annotation, molecular function: oxidoreductase activity, acting on paired donors, with incorporation or reduction of molecular oxygen; heme binding; monooxygenase activity. The record is from RefSeq and is a predicted model, not a curated record. The transcript has 2 exons.
AUGUCUCCUCUGCUGACCCUGCUACCUGUUUUGGUCCUCACCCUUUUUCUCCUAGAGCCAUUUGCCACCUAUUUCCGCGACGUCAAGAACCUUCGCCGUUUCCCUGAUGCAUUUCCCCUGUCCGGCGUCUCUAACAUCCCUUUCGCGCACUUGAAGCAUUCCGUCAUAUGCCUGGGACCAAACGUUGUUUCUUCUUCAUCGCCCGCCGCCAUUCGUACCAACUACGACCACUCUACGCCUUGCGUCAAAGACGGAUCGUAUCCGUCUGCGCUGUCUCCUGGAGACCACCCUGGCCUGAUCGAUGUUGUUGACAAGGAUGCGCACGCCAGUAAACAACGCAUCUUGUCGAAUGCUUUUGUCGCUCGCAACUCGGAACGCUGGGAAUUCAAGGUCGACGACAAAGUGCAGCAACUGCUACGCCAGUUCGACAAGACACUUUAA